AUGGCCCUCCCUCAGGGCCGCCCCCCCACCCCCCGAGAUCUGCUCUUCGGCGGGUCAGCCGACAUGCUCGUACGCCUCCUCGUCGUCCCUGUUCGCCCGCAGAGUUCCUCAUCUACACCGGCACGGUCCCGAAACGGCCUGAAGCGCAAAGCCGACGGCGAAGGGCCGCCCGGCUCCCCACGCUACCACAAGCGGGCCAAAACCCAAGGUGGCAAUGAUGCUCUCGCAUUUUCCGAUCUUCCCCCAGAAAUUCAUCAGCUUGUCUUUGAUCACAUCGAGUUCAUCGAGGACGUCGUCUGCCUCGUUCUUGCGAGUCGAUACUUCUGGACCUUCGCUCCAGAUUACGUCCACGCCUAUUGCAUGUCGUUCCUAGGCCGGUGGGCCGCCGAAGAGCUGGAUACGUUCCAGCAACGCAAGGCUGACCUAUGGGUUCCCGACGACGACCAUCUCGAAUAUGUGCUGUGUAAAGAGCCAUUUUCGCUUCGCCACUUCACCUCUCCUAGCGUUUCAGUUGUCGAAGAAGCCCCUGAUUUGGGCGCCGAGUCGCGGCGUCUAUACUCGCAUUGCAGAGGCCGGACCAAACAAGAGGAUUCAGAAUUUCAGGCCACAUGUUCGGAGCUCGUCGUCACAAUGUCGACCUACACGCCCCGUGACCAACCGUGGAUCCUUCGAAACCUGACGACAAAGCAGUUCGUCUGGCCGGAAGCCCUCGCCCUCAAACCAGAAUACAUCCUUGUCUUGUCACGCAUCUUUUGGUCAACGUCCUCAUCUGUCGGCAUCGACCAUACGACAAAUAUUUCGAGUGGCGUAUGGGUAAAGCACUGCUUCGAUAUCACCAUGUUAGCGAGACACCAAGACGAUACCGACGGCGAGAAGUAG
This is a messenger RNA of Dichotomopilus funicola, 879 nucleotides long. RefSeq lists its product as uncharacterized. The transcript has 4 exons. NCBI's taxonomy places the organism in Eukaryota, Fungi, Ascomycota, Sordariomycetes, Sordariales, Chaetomiaceae. The record is from RefSeq and is a predicted model, not a curated record. Bases 1 to 879 code for a protein of 292 amino acids.